Messenger RNA from Symbiodinium pilosum, 1488 nucleotides. The record is from the annotation of a GenBank genome assembly. NCBI's taxonomy places the organism in Eukaryota, Dinophyceae, Suessiales, Symbiodiniaceae.
AUGUCCAACUGGCUUGGAGCGGCUCAUGAACAGGUAGCAAGCGCUUUGGCUGGCGCGCCCAGUUUACAGGAUGUGGCUGCAAAUUUGGGCAUCAGCAACUUCUCACAGUGGGCCACUGCAAAGGCUUUUGACUUGCAUUCAACAGCGCGGGAGCAGGCCAUCGAACUGGUCAAGGCCAAGAUGAAGCUCGAGUUUGGCCCAGAGAUCUUGGAUAUGCUGAAUGCAAUUUCCGAAUGCACCCGAAAGAUCUCAGAGGAGCUGAAGCUUCAAAACGCCAAGUUUGGCAUGACUUUGGCUCUUCCGUUAGUGGCCAUUCAACACAACGCCCUGGAUCCGCCUGCAUGCGAAGGGCCGCUUCUGGACCUCACCACAGUGACGGAUGCCUGCCAUUGGGUUGACUUUGCGCAAGGCGCCUAUGGCACCUCGGACAUUCGAGGCUACGACAAGGCCAGCGUGAUUGCUGCCAUUGAACAAGGCGGCGACAAACAUGGAAUUGAAGUGCGUGUCGCGCAUUUGCCCGCGCAAGGUGUCCAAAUGCCGGGUCACUUUGUUGCCAUCGAUAGGACAAAGCAAGCCGUCGUCUUGGGGAUCCGUGGCACAACCACCUUAUCUGAUGCCUUGACUGACGCAGUCGGUGAAGCAACAAAGGUUCCGGAAUGCCCUGGACUGCAUGCCCACAAGGCGAUGCUUGCCAGUGCGCGAGCCGUUCUCGAGCGCACGCGGCCCGCUCUGAACGAAGCCCUCAGAGAAAAUCCAGGCUACAGCUUGGUCGUCACUGGGCACAGUCUGGGAGCUGGCACAGCCAUCCUUUGCACAGUCCUCCUCAGCGUUGCACAGCUUGAUUCUCGACCCCGCCUGACAUGUUUUGCUUUCGCGCCACCGCCGGUGGUUGGACCUUUGAGCACCCGAAGCUUGAGUGCUUUGGAAAUUCAUUCCUUCAUCAAUCGCGCGGACGUUGUGCCACGAGCGAGCCUUGCCAAUGUCUUCCAUCUUGGUCAAGAAUGUAUGGCAGUAGAUGGUCUGGAGAUGGAUUUCCUUCACCGCUUCAUUUUGAUGCGGAGGGAUCCCCAUCCUGAGAAUGAAAGCGAGAAGCAGGCCUUGCAAAAAAUCACGGACACCAUCAAGGAAUGCCGCAAUCAAAGGAAGCAAAGAGACCACGAGUCCUUUCCACCACUCUUUGUCCCUGGGCAGGUGUAUUGGAUUGAGUGGUUGGGUCAUGCUGGCAGCGUGCAGGACUCACCACAAGACACCUUGGAUAGAUCACCCAGGAUACACCUUGCCACUGCCACGGAGUUCCAGCGCCCUGGUCAUGUUUUUCCUGAGAAGGGCUUUCGUUGUACGUGGGAAUUGGACUUGUCUAGGUCUCUGCUCCUUCGUGGUGGGACGAAUGCCUUGAAAGAUCAUCUGUGCGGAAACUACAAGGAGGGCCUGGAGAAGUACAAAGUGCAUCUUCAGGCAAACAGUGGUUGCGUGUGCGUCGUUAGCUGA